GUAGUCGCUUUCAGGCCCUGUCAAAGAAAGAAGUGCUUCUGGCGCGAUCUGGCUUUCGUCAGUUAGCCUUUUACGGAUUUUACGCCAAUAACGAGGACGCAGGCUAAGGAUCGACAUGAACAGCAUAAGGAUAAAUGACCUGAACCCGGUGGGAGAGAAGAGAAGAAAGGAGCUCUGGAAGGUACUUUGCGAAAUACUCAAAUGUAAAGUCAACAAGAUCAUCGACGGCAAGAAUUCUUUCACGAUCUCGGUCAGCGACGAGUACGUGGACAGGAUCAGCCACCCGGACGCCGCCAAGAUACUCGCCGACGAGAACUUCACCGUCCAGACUUCCAGGGAGGUCGACUCGAAGCGGACCGUCGUGGUCAGAGGAGUGGACCCGAUCGUCAUGGAAUUUGACGAGAACAAGAUAAGAGAAGAUAUCGAGAGCGGCCAGCCUUGGGCGAAGGCAGACGCCGUCAUCAAGCUGCCUAGUUCGACCAGAACCUUAAAGGUGAAAUUCCAGCAGGUUGCACAGGCGUCGAAGGCCUUAGAAGAAGGUCUUGAUAUGUUAGGUUUCCAUCACACGACGCGACAGAUCGAGCGGGAGAUUUUCAUCCGACUCAGACCUUGUUACAACUGUUACGCAUACACGCACCUGGCGAAGGACUGCGAGAAACCUGCUGACCUCACUUUGUGCAGCGAAUGCGCUGCCGAAGACCACAGGUACGACCAGUGCCACAGUCUCAAGAAGAAGUGUCUUAAUUGUGGUGAGGAUCACCGCACAUUCGCUUCUGUUUGCGAAGAGAGGAAGAAAUUACUGCGAGCGAAAGAGAGAGAGGUGAGAGAAAGAGCAACGUCGAAAAAACAGACCCAUCGCAAAGUUUACGCCAGUGCCCUACCGCCCAGUGAGGCCGAUGAUAUAACCAUCCAGAACUUAGCCAACGUGAACGCUAUGAAACCGAUGGUCAAUAAGAUACUGACGAGUCUUUUCCACGCCUACAUCAUGAACGCCAUCAACCCAGGAACAUUCCAGUUCCACGUUAGGCAAAUGUACGACCUGAACGGGCUAGGUGGCGUGAAUUUCCCUGAGGAGGACCUGGAUACGUCAAAUAUACUGGGCAUCGUCAAGUUACAAGAUCCAUGGAAUGCCAAGGGCAAUGUCAAUAGCCUCGACAAGGGUAACGAGACCCACGAACGGACUAAAAUCAGCAAAAAGGUCUUUUUCUUAGAAUCACUGAUAACCACCCACAGUCUAGACGACCUGAAGAGACCACCGGAAGACAACCAAGGGCCGGAGAGUAUGUCGCUGAAGCGCUAUCUCCCUCCGGCACCUACGAAACCCCCGCGGAAGAAUAAAUCCCAGGGGAGAAUCAUCGACCAACUGCUCUGCUCAAUCCGAAGAAAUUCCUUCCAAGUCCAACUUCAGCGGAGCGGCAGGUGUUGCCCCCAGCCCCCCCACCUUCCCCCGAAGAGAAACCGGUAAUUAAACCCCACACUAUAGGUUUACAGCUCUUCAGGUCGCAAGACCGCGACUUCGCCGGGAUGGUCACGCCGGCGAAGAUUUACAAGCUCAUUCGGGAGAACGAAAUCAAGUGGGGCUACAGGGCGUCGAAUCUGACCCCCGAGGAGGUCGCCAGGGGCUUGGCAUCAGGUCGAAUCGAGCUGAAGCAGGAGAUGAUUCGUCCCCUCCCAGUGCAGGUGUUUAAGGAGUUCAAGCAAGGGUGUCUCUUCCAAGAGAAAAGUCCUGGUAUAACAAAGAUCCCUACAGCGACCUUGAAAAGCUUUUAAUAAGUCAUGAUUUCCUCAUCAUGAUUUUAAGGAUUGAAUUCAUUGACCUUAAGGACCACAAGAGACACAGGAAGUGGCUUGUUCUUAUAUAUGUUUUAAAAUCAUCCUGCAUCUGUAUAGGUCCUCCCUUUCGACUUGUUGCGCAUCUUACGCUUACCUUUUUUUCAGAUUUUUUUUCCGUGAAUUCUGUUUCAAUGGAGCAUUCAUUGUCAUAAAAUUAGUGACCUUUGCGUUCUUUGAUAAAGGACCCCCUAUGAUACUAUACCUCGAAACUAGCGUUACAAAGGUAUUGGUUUAUGAAAAGUGAAACAGUUAUAUAACAUUCUUGUGAUCUGGAAAACCAUUUCCCUUUCAAACUUUUGUUGUGCAUUUGACUUUCAUCCUUGGAAAAAUUAGUGACCUUUGUCUUCUUUGAUAAAGGACUCCCUAUGAAACUAUGCCUCGAAACUAGAGUUACAAAGGUCAUCGUUUAUGAAAAGUAAAACAGUUAUUAUAUAACAUUCAUGUGAUCUGGAAAACAAUUUCCCUUUCAAACUUUCGUAGUGCAUUUGAUUUUCAUCCUUGAAAUUUCAGAGGACAAGUAGUUCUGUAUUUCAUUCUUCUUCUCCAUAUCCUACCUUAGCCCUUCUUCUACCUUCUUCACCAUUAUUGUCUCAGUAUCUUCAUCUUCCUGCUAAGAUAAUCGUAAUAAUCUUCUUUCCUAUCUGAAAUUGAGUUCCAUUUAUCUGUGGAAGAAUCCACAACGUGACUGGAGAAUCCCACGUCUUUGGUCAGAGGUUCCAGAUCAGUAUUCGGCUAUUUCAACCAUCUGAACCCAACAAUCCUAACCUGAUGUCGUUGCAGUUGCAUAGAACAAGUGUCCUACUCAGGAUAUACCUGUAACUAAGGAAAUUUCAUGCAUCAUUAUUCUCACUAUUCCUUACACGAAGUCCAUUAACAUUUACGGUGAUUUUCUUGCUGGAAAAGAAGCUUGUCGUAGAUGCUGUCUAUAUCGCAAAGAUGCUCAAGACUUGGUGUUUUGUUCACUGUAAAACCGUCCAUGUUCGUCUGCGUCCAAAGAGAGCACAUUUUCAACCUCUACAGAGCAAAUAAUUAAAAAAUAUUUCUUGUGUCGAGCAUUCAUGUUUAUGUUCUAAAGGGUCUCCACAAUAAUACAAAGUGUUAAG
Molecule: messenger RNA, 2936 nt
Organism: Macrobrachium nipponense
Lineage: Eukaryota; Metazoa; Arthropoda; Malacostraca; Decapoda; Palaemonidae
Exons: 2
Coding region: 116-1465 (449 amino acids)
Molecular function (GO): zinc ion binding; nucleic acid binding
Source: RefSeq, a predicted model, not a curated record